GCUGCCUUAUCAUCAGGAGUGCGCGGAAAGAAAUCUGUUGUUCCUACUACAUCAACUCUUUCAUGUUUGGAUCAUGAUGUAGGCCAAAAGGGCUCUAUCACACCAUCAGUGUGUCUGAAUGUAGAGAUACCUGAAACACCAGACGGUUCUUUCUACAGAGGCCAAGUAACUGUUAUUUUCAAAGAUAGCAUUUUUGAGCCAAGCUCACCCUUUAGGCAUGCUGUUGAACUUCAGAAUAUCCUAGCACAGGAAGGUACCUUCAAACCAGUCUUGAUGUUGUUCACAGAUGGUGGUCCUGAUCACAGAGUCACAUAUCAUGCAGUGAAACUUUCACUCAUCAUUCUCUUUCGGCGUCUUGGCUUGGACAUGAUAGUUGCUGGUCGAACAGCCCCAGGGCACAGUUGGGCAAAUCCUGCAGAAAGAAUCAUGAGUUUACUUAAUCUUGCAUUUCAGAAUGCAGCUCUAACGAGGAAUGAAUGUACUAGUGCUGUGGAACAGGCACUGAGGAGUUGCAAUUCAAUGGAAGACAUCCGGAAAAAGAGUCGGACUGUACCAGGACUUGAAGAUGCUUGGGUUGCAUCACUCCAAGAGAUGGAAAAAAUGCUUCAGGAGAGAGUUGAGCGGAUCCAGUUGAAAGGUCAAAACUUUAAAUGUCUCAGUGCAGCUACAAAAGAUGCAAUCAAUGAAUUUGAGGAUGAUAUCCAGAACAUUGAUCCAGAACUUGUUAAGGGACAAUAUCAGCAAGUGAAUGUGAACAAAAGGCAGAAAUAUCAGGACUUUUUGAAGACUCACUGUCUAGAGCGCACAUACACUUUUCAGGUCAGAAAAUGUAAUGAUGCGACAUGUUGUGUUCCGCCAGUUAUUCAGUUUCCUUGGCUGCCUGACCCAGAAAUUGCCUCGGAUGGUCAGCACUUCAAGCCCUUUGAUGAAGUACUUGGCUUUCCUACGACUGAAAAAGACCGUCCAUCUUCUCAAAGGCAAACCCUGACUGCUAUUGCGGAAGAUCAACAGGGCUGCAAGAAUUCAGUACUUGUUGGUCAGAAUGUCCGGCAGACGGUUCACUGCCAUGAAUGUGGGAAACCACGCUGUGUCUACUCAAAAUCCUCUUUCACAAGUCGUGAUACCAGGUCCUUCAAGCGACUGAUCGAGUCUCAUGACUACACUUGUGGGUCCAUCUUGACCCCUGAUGGUCACAUACUUCAAGGCAAGGCAUUUGUCAGACUUCAGAUGUGCUGUACCACUCCAAUCGAGUUUGCAUAUUUUGCAUCAUCGUCCAUCGUCCGCAAGGAUAUAUGUUGUCAUUGUGGGAGUUUUGGGGCAGAACGAGACAAGGAUCUCAUGCAGAACUAUCGCGUUGUAUUACCUGUUUGCAUUAAUUGCAAGCACCUUGGAUCUCCAAAGAGGAAUCCUAUUCGGAAAUGAAUAUGUUAACUAGUGUGUUAAUCUUAACUAUAAAACAGUACACUUU
Gigantopelta aegis is the source of this 1468-nucleotide messenger RNA. RefSeq lists its product as uncharacterized. The record is from RefSeq and is a predicted model, not a curated record. Bases 274 to 1422 code for a protein of 382 amino acids. The transcript has 3 exons. Lineage: Eukaryota; Metazoa; Mollusca; Gastropoda; Neomphalida; Peltospiridae.